AAAAGAAAAGGCUCGCUUAACUGGCAGACAUUUUUUAUACGCAAAAAUGUAAAAAAUUGCUUUUCAUCAUAGCAUAUUGACGCGUUUGCUCAUGUUAAUCAUGCGUCUCGUAAUUAUUUUUUCGCGUUGAAUCUCGCGCCUUGCAGUCAAUUUAUUCCCGUAACCAUGACUAUCAUUCAAAUUUUUUCUUUUCAGUUGAAAAUUAGCUUGAAAGUUAAAGCAAUUGCAAACAAGUGAUUUUCUAAUUUCGUGAAACAUUUUUUUGAUUAAAUUUUCAUUUACUAUAACCAACAUUUGACUUGUUCACUUGAAACUUGUCUUCAGUUCAAGGAGAAAUGGCGUCAAAUGUUAAUCAUUUAGUGAAAUGUCAUGAUUGUGACAAAACAAUAUCCAUGAAAGACGAAUUUAAGGUCCACAAGUGUUUAACCUUUUAUUGUAACAACUGUCCAGCUCGAGGCACUUGCAAUUCAUGUGGCCAGGAAAUCGUGACUCCUGAUUUCAUUUUUCAUGGAAACUUAAAGCCAUGUAAAUUUACCAAUUGUGAAGAAGACGCAUCUCUACAUUGUACAUGUACUCAAAUGGAAUUGUGCGAGAUUCACAUGUUAAAAGUUCACAGCAAAGUACCUGAACAAAAGAGGUGUACACCUGUUUACUUGUACCAAGAAAAAGAAGAAACAUUUUGUUCGUGCAAAGAGUUUUAUUCUUCUUUUUACAACAAGUCUACCCAAGAAGAAUUGUGUUUUUCUUGUUUCAUUAAACUUGAGGACAAAAAUGAUUUCAUGGAAAAAGAUAGCUUGUCACACGAGUAUUUUGAAUCAAGACUGGAGCUGUUGAGAAAUUCUAUUUCUACUUAUUAUAGAUUGAACAAGUCACGUGAAGAGAAAUUUAAAGAUGAAAUUGAAAUUUAUAACAACAAGACUACUGAUGUUCUCCUCAAAGUUACUGAACUUGUUGAAGAAUCUAAAUUGAACAAUUUCAUGAAGCUAGCGCAAAUGAAACAAGCUAAUCGAGAAGCACAAAUCUUAGCAGACAAAUUAGGAGAUGCAGCUACUGUCUCAAUGCUCAUGAAAAUUGGUCAGAGUCACAAAAACAAACAGAAAAUUGUUCAUGAUAGGCUUGCGUCAUGGGUCAAGGAAAAGGUAAAAAGGCUCAAUCAACCAUCACUGUCAAAGAUAUUCAUUGACUUGAGGGAUCAAGGAACUCGUUGCAUUGUGCAAGAAACUAUUGAACCACCAGUCACCUCGAAUGAAGUUAUUUCGGAACCAGGAACAAGUGGUCUUAAGAUUGCGAGAACAACUAAACAUCAACUUGAGGGUAGUCCUCAAGGCAUUAGACCAUUUAAUAAACUUGUCAUUGAUAUGCGAAUUGGACCUAACGUUGAUCGAGAUGAGCGAAUUCAUGAACAAGAAGAUCAAGUGAGACCGGAACGUGAUGAAACGGAUUCAAUUCACACGGAUGAUAUUUUCGAGUCUGAAGAUGACUAUGAUCCAUGUUCCCCGGUGAUGGUUUUUGAUAACCAACAAAUAGGCCCAUUGAGGAAACUUGACUAUCAAGAGCAACAAGAAGUUCACGUAAGGUUAACUGGAAUAAGGUGUCCUCUUUGGCUCUUUUUCGAGAUUCCAGAGCUUCAAGAAAAACGAAUCGAAAUAAUAAAUAUGCUCGAUGAUGAAACAUUGAUCUUGACAAGAGCUUUUGAUAUCAAGACGGGUGAUUUUGUUAUCAUUCAGGAUAAAGAACAAUUUGGAUCAAAAAAGAAACGAGCGAAGAUCAUGAGACCAGGUACAAGUCCAAAUCGAUGGCUUGUCAAGCUCCUUGAUUAUGGACGCGCAAUUUCUGUUCCAGCCAGCAAGAUUUUCUCGUACCCUGAAACUUUUGACUACACGGAUGAAACAUGUUUUCAUGCAGCUCUGCUUGAUAUACGACCAAGAUCAAGAUUUGUUUUCGUGAUGAACCAGCCUUAUAACGCAGUUUGGUUUAUCAAGAAUCAACUUUUACACCCAAGUGGCCUAGCUAUGGUAACUCGAAAAUACAUGUCACAAGAUGGCCGUGUUUGGUGUCACGUCAAGUCAAAGCGAAACAAUGUCGUGUAUGAUUGGGCCAGGGAACUAGUAAAAGCUAAUUUGGCAUUAGCUUAUAUUGAAGCUUUCAUACCAUCGAAAGAUUAUUGUUAUCUUGGACAUUUUUAUGGAAAGUGUCGACAAGAUUGCCCGCGCGUACAUGAUUGUCCAUUCUGUGAGCAGAAACACCUCCUGACUUCUUGUUUUGCUUUGGUUCAAGAAACAAAGGCCAAAGAAAAACAAGCAAUUCGACUAGCAUGAUAUCAUGUAAAUUUUCAAUGUUUCAUUUUUCAAAAAUCACUUUCAAAAUUCAUUAUUU
This is a messenger RNA of Tetranychus urticae (two-spotted spider mite), 2376 nucleotides long. The record is from RefSeq and is a predicted model, not a curated record. NCBI's taxonomy places the organism in Eukaryota, Metazoa, Arthropoda, Arachnida, Trombidiformes, Tetranychidae.